This is a messenger RNA of Candidula unifasciata, 244 nucleotides long. Lineage: Eukaryota; Metazoa; Mollusca; Gastropoda; Stylommatophora; Geomitridae. The record is from the annotation of a GenBank genome assembly.
AUGAUUAGAAGGGUCACUGGAAGCUUCAUUAGAGGAUUCUUCACUAUCACUGGAAGAUUCAUAAUAGACUGCACUAGGAUUAUAAUUAAUUUCAACAUCUUCAGCAACAUUGUAGAGAGAUUUAAAAUCUGCUUUUACACAUGCAGUUUCUAUAUCAAUGUUUGCUGGAUGAUCCAUCAGAGACCAAUUGUGUUUGAGGUAGUUUAUUAUCAGGUUGUUAGCAGUUAUAGAUAUCUGAUGACAG